GCAAAAGAAGCAGCUUUAUGGGAAUAUGAAGAGAGACAUCUUCAUGAAAAACAUCAGUUAAGUAAGCGACAGUUGAAGGAUAUAUUUUUUCUACAGCGUCAUCAAAUGUUAAUACGUCAUGAAAAGGAAUUAGAACAAGUAAAGAGAAUGAAUGUGAGGAAAGAAGAAAUGCUAGUGAAGCAACAAGCUGUUGAAAAGAGGCAGUUGCCGAAACGUAUAAGGUCAGAGAUGAAAACACGAGAACUAAUGUUUAAGGAGAGCCUCCGAAUUAGUAUAACAAAUUUAACAGAAUCACCAGAUGAUGAGAGAAUGAAGAUAAGAAAGUUUCAAGAUGGAGAAAAGAAAAGAUAUAAAGCAGAGCAACAACGACAAGAACUAAAACACAAACGUCAGUUAGAAGAGUUGAGAGCUGCUGCAGACACAACCAUUCGUGAAUUAGAACAGUUACAAAAUGAAAAACGUAAAAUGCUGAUGGAGCAUGAAACUCUUAAAUUAAAACAAUUAGAAGAAGAACAUUUAAUAGAACUUCGAGAAUGGAAAACUAAUCUUAAACCACGAAAACAGAAAUUGGAGGAAGAGUUUGCAAAACAAAGAGAAGAACAAGAAAGGUUCUACGGAAACCAGAUACCUUAUCCUGAUUACUAUGUUGAUGAUAGAGAUUAUCUGCAUCCAUCCACCGUGCAAAGAUCGGACAGUUUUCAUCCAAAUAUAUAAAAAGCUUCCAAGAAAGACUGUCAUUUAAAAAAAA
Centruroides sculpturatus (bark scorpion) is the source of this 748-nucleotide messenger RNA. RefSeq names its product STE20-like serine/threonine-protein kinase. Bases 106 to 714 code for a protein of 202 amino acids. The record is from RefSeq and is a predicted model, not a curated record. Gene Ontology annotation, molecular function: protein serine/threonine kinase activity. The transcript has 5 exons. NCBI's taxonomy places the organism in Eukaryota, Metazoa, Arthropoda, Arachnida, Scorpiones, Buthidae.